Messenger RNA from Neoarius graeffei (lesser salmon catfish), 732 nucleotides. RefSeq lists its product as uncharacterized. The transcript has 5 exons. NCBI's taxonomy places the organism in Eukaryota, Metazoa, Chordata, Actinopteri, Siluriformes, Ariidae. The record is from RefSeq and is a predicted model, not a curated record. The coding region runs from base 1 to 732 and encodes 243 amino acids.
AUGGCGGACAUCCUGUUGACCAGUAUGGAUGUGUCCAAUGGGCACCUCAACAGCUCCCCUCAGGAAGGAAUGUCAGGUGUGGAGAGAGGAGCGCUGCAGACUUGGCUCCAAAAAACGUACAUUCUCCAGCGCCGGGACCUAAAUUGUGACCCACCACACAGCAUCUCGAAGCUGAAAGAAGACUGGCCGUAUCUCUUCUCCCUGCAUGGCCUCUUCCAGCACUUCACCGAGCUGACGGGAGUCCCCAUCCGAGAGAAGAUGGCAGCCGCCAUAAACGACAAGCAGCACAAAAUGUUGGAGUACUUUGCACAGCAGAAGACGCCAAGUGUAGAGAAGGCUGUACAAAAAUACAGAAGUGGCAACCAGUCAAUUUGCCUGGUCAUGUGCCUGCUGGCCCACUUUAAGGAGCAGGAUGAUGGUAUCUUCCUCAUAGUUGAUCCCUCUGCCACAACUGCGGACAUUCACACAUCAUCAAUCGCCUCAUGCACACCUCAAUUAAUCGUACCAGGUGAACUUCUACAUGCUGACACGUGGUACAUGUCCAUCGAAGGUGUGUGUGUGAUGGGGCCCCAUAGCAGCCUGCUGCAUGGCUUAAUUGCUAUGUUUGCGGCAUAUUAUGUCUUUAACCUGCAGUAUCCUGCAGAAGCAGCAGCCACCCUAGAAUUCAUCCAGAGAGCCUUUUGUGGCAUUAACACCCAGACAGGCAGCAAGACCGGGCAACGACGGGGCUGA